Messenger RNA from Candidula unifasciata, 1095 nucleotides. NCBI's taxonomy places the organism in Eukaryota, Metazoa, Mollusca, Gastropoda, Stylommatophora, Geomitridae. The record is from the annotation of a GenBank genome assembly.
AUGGCAAGAACAGAUGAAGACAACAACGACCAUCAACCGACUAAAAACAGGAUGCCAAAAGACGGCAGAAAGGGAAGGAAGAAGCAGGGUUACUUAUCUAUUUCAGACAUCACAUUGCAUGAUUUUGCUGAUUGCCGGAGGCCCCAAGCCUGCAGUCGUGUGAAAAAAUCCAUUGCAAGUGCAGCAGCUGGGGCCAUACCAAAGACAUCCAGUGUCCAAACAGUUCUCAGCACAGCAGAUGAUGACCUCAGCUGGUUUGAAAAAGACCUGGAGAACUUUGUUAUAGAAGAUGAAACUCAUGAAGAUGAUGAAGAUCUCACGGCAAUUAGCUCAAAUGUCAGUGCUAAAGGCCAGAAGCAAAAAGAAAAGAUAACUUCCAGUGAUGGAGUUGUGUAUCCACAUGAUUUAUGGUUCCUUGUCUCUGAUUACAUUCAUCCUGAGGAUAUAGGAAGAUUCUCUGGGAUCUGCAGGGGGGCAUACUCUAUUACACUUACUGCUGCUUUUUGGAGGCGAUUAUAUGAGAGGUUUGGGGUCAAAGGCAAAGACAAGUUACCAGAACAUUUGAGGCCACACAGCAUGGAACGACUACACGGGUUGAGAGCUAGAGUUAUACGCUCUUUGUUCUAUCUGAGCCCAGUGUUGAUGAGCAGGGUACACAACAGAGGUCCUAUGGAGGAUGAACCACAUUGUCUCAAAGGUCAUAGAUGUCUGCUAGCGUGGCACCAACCAGCAACAAAAGGUUGGCAGUUCUGUUUCAAGUUUCAGAAACCAACCCUGCAGUCCCUUACUAGUCAGCGGCCGGUCAGUAAGCUGGACGUUUACCAUGGUUACAAUGACCUCUUGUACAACCCCGAAGCUGGCUGUUCCGUUCUGCAGGUCACCUGCUGCCAUUUUGCUUCUGUGGCUGCUGUCAUGGGACUGUUGCUGAAUCAGGUCUAUGUGACACUAAGCACUGGUUUCCGACACCAUCGACUACGUCUGCACUUUGAUUCCAGCAUCAGCCAGAAUGCUUCGGACACCGUGGUUGUUCUGGAUGAUGUUCUCUCCAUUAAACUGAUGCGAUGGUGGCACCCUGGCUACCCCUUCACUGGCUGA